GAAGUAGCACAGGAAGUGACUGAGGUCUCGGUUAAAGCAAAGAGACGCAAUGCUCACUUAGACACUUUGCCUCUCCAACCAGCCGGAGCAGUUCAACAGACAUUUUCUGCUCAGUGUUCCUCUUAGACUUCUGGUUGGUUAGACAAACAGGCUGGAGGGAGGCCUUGGGAACAGUCUGCUGAGGAGGAUUUCUUCCAGGAAGUCUCACCAGCGCAACAACAGUCCGCAACCCCAAGAGGCCAAUGAAAUGGGGGGAAGUGGAGAUGACAGCGGGCCAGGCAGGCUGAGCCGUAGAUUUUCUCGCCUGAGCGGCAGGCAUCACUCCAGGGAUCCUCCGAGACCUCCAGUUCAGCCCGAAAGACCUCCUGCUCCGCCUGUUCAACAAGAUGACAGGCCUUCUCCACCAGAACCUGCUCCAGCUCCAGCUCCCGCUCCUGUUUCUCUCCCGCCACCCAUAGAAAUACCACCUAAACGCCCAGACAAAUCCACAAAGCCCAAACUUCCCCCUCGGCCGCUGUCCAAGGUGUUCAGUAGCACUGAACAUGGAGCAGCUGUUUUGCAGGGCUUUGAUAUUUUUCGGUCAGAUGAGACUCUCUGUGAUGUCGUCUUGGUGCCUGGGGACAGCAAGGAAACUUUCCCUGUCCACAGAGUCAUCAUGGCUUCAUCCAGUGACUAUUUCAAGGCUAUGUUCACAGGAGGCAUGAGGGAGCAGGAGAUGAGAGAGAUCAAGCUGCAUGGGGUCACCAAGUUGGGUUUAAAGAACAUUAUAGAAUUCAUUUACACAUCCAAAGUCACCCUUGACAUGGGUAAUCUCCAGGAAACACUGGAGGCUGCAAACUUCUUGCAGGUCAUGCCUGUUCUGAGCUUCUGUAAUCAGCUUCUGAGCAGAGAGAUCACUAUUGAUAACUGUGUGGAGGUCGAGCAAAUUGCCACAGACUUGCUUCUGGAGGACGUUCAGCUGAAUAUAGGAGAGUUUGUCAGCCAGAACCUGUCAGCGAUGGUGGAAAGUGGUCGCUACCUCCAGCUCUCCGUAACCAGCAUGGCCAACGCUCUGUCCAGCAAUUCCCUGGAGGGUUUCUCAGAGUUGGAGCUCUACAACAUUGCCAGAGGAUGGCUCGACCAUGACUACCCCAAUCGCCGCUCCUCUGUUUAUACCUUGAUGCGCCAUAUUCGCUUCCCACUGAUGAGCCCCACUGAGCUGAUACAGAUCUCCCAGGAUGAGGAAGAGGGAGGAGACUCCAUGAUGCGCACUGAUACAGCUUGUGUGAACCUCCUGCUGGAGGCCAGCAACUACCAGAUGAUGCCUUUCAUGCAGCCAGCUCUGCAAACGGAGCGGACACAAAUACGCUCAGACGCCACCCACAUUCUGGCACUGGGUGGUGUGAUGCGACAGCAGCUGGUGGUGAGCCGGGAGCUGAGGCUGUAUGAUGAACAGACCGGCCAUUGGAGGGCUCUGAAGCCUAUGGAGGUGCCACGUUAUCAGCAUGGUGUAGCUCUUCUAGGCGGCUUCCUCUUCAUUGUUGGAGGCCAGAGUACUUAUGACACCAAGGGUAAGACAGCCAUAGACAGCGCCUACCGCUAUGACCCGCGCUUCGACAAGUGGCUUCAGAUUGCUUCACUCAACGAGAAGCGGACUUUUUUCCACCUGAGCGCUCUGAAGGGGAAACUGUAUGCAGUCGGAGGAAGGAAUGCCUCAGGAGAGAUUGACACUGUGGAAUGCUACAACCUGAAGAAAAAUGAGUGGACAUUUGUGACCAGUAUGGUGGAGCCUCACUACGGACAUGCUGGAACAGUUCACGGAGACCUCAUGUAUAUCUCAGGUGGCAUCACCCGUGACACAUUUCAGAAGGAGCUUUGGUGUUACGACCCAGUCGCUGACACAUGGAACCGACGAGCCGACAUGAUGGAGCUCCGUGGUCUGCACUGCAUGUGCACCGUAGGAGACAGACUCUAUGUCAUGGGCGGGAAUCACUUCCGAGGCAGCAGCGACUAUGACGACGUCCUGAGCUGCGAAUACUACAGCCCAGAGACAGACCAAUGGAUGGUGGUGGCACCAAUGCCACGGGGCCAGAGCGACGUUGGUGUGACAGUGUUUAACGGGCAGAUCUAUGUUGUAGGAGGGUAUUCCUGGAACAGCAGAUGUAUGGUUGACAUUGUGCAGCGCUAUGAUCCAGAGCAGGAUGUGUGGGACAGGGUGUUCAACGUUCUGGAGCCUCUGGGGGGGAUUCGUGCCUGUACAAUGACAGUUCAUCUGCCGGAGGGGUCGGUGGACGAGGCUGAGAUACAGGAGUGUCCACUGCCCACAGCUAAAAGCUGAUCGUGGGGUUUCUGACUUUUGCCACUGUCAGACCAGAGUCGGCAAGAUGGAAUUAGUAUGUUGAAGGCAAGAAGAAGGCAAAGCAGAAAAUUAGUGUGGGUUGCAAACAUGCUGCAGAUGCAAGCAUUGCUCGCUAGUUAACAUUAGCAUUCAACUGUCUUGUGCCAUUUCCUGUCCUUGCCUUUACUCUCAGCCAUGCAGCAUCCCCCCUGCUCUGCUGCUUGUGUUCUUCCACUCUGCGAUUUCAGUAUGUAAAAGGAAACACUCCGUCACAUCCUUAAAGAAACCCACCCUCCCUCUCAAAGUGACAGGACAUUGAUUGAUGAGUAUCACUGUUUCACAGGUCAAAAUUCAAUCAGAUGGACUCUUUUGGUGUAAACGCAGCUUUAGACUUCAGCACUGAAAUAACGUGAUCAAAAGAUAAAGCUGGCGUUAUUUUAUCAUUUCAUUACCCUCUACUAAUCUCAUUGAUAGACCAAAAACAAUGAUGACUUUAUCCUGCUAACAAGUACUGUCUUGGUAACUACAAAAUUUCAAAGCAUGUCAGAGAAAUGUCAUCUAUGAUGACGCACAAGUUGCGAGGACUAUACUGAGCUCUCUUCAUAUCAUAAUGUAGGAUGGAGGAAUGUGUAAAAAUCAUUUGUGUUUUGCGGCAUGGAGUCAUGAGAUGUAAGCUAGACAACAAAGACAGCGUGUCUAUUAUGAUUUAGAACUUGAAUAGGGACUGUACAGAAGAAAGUGGAAAUCCCCUCAAUAUAAACAAAUAAAGCAGCUUAUUUUUAAGUUUUGGUCUGGGUUUUGGCCUUACUACUUAGCUAAAGACACUGUCAAUUCUAAUGAUUGCAUAAAUCAUCAAUAUGAAGUAAAAUAGCUUUUUAUUUCCUCCCAUAAAUCCUAAAUAAAGAGAGAUAAACUAGAUCCCAGUAGAUUCUCAUAAACUGUACUGCAGUUAGUUUUUCCAUUAGCCUACCCUAUAAAGCUGAGACUGUUCCUGAGCUUUAUGCUUAAGAACAGAAGCUCUGGAGUCAUUACUGUUUGAUACUGCUUGAAAAGUAAAAGAGGACAAACAGCAAGAAGCUUAUAGAUGUACUGCUGUACCUUACUGCUUUAACACAAGCUCUGUCAAGUACUGUUAGCAGAAACAAUGUAUGGAUACAUGUUAGAUUUGUUAUGUAUAUUUAUAUUAUAUGCAGUGUUUUAAAAUACAAAUAAAAGGUUGAUUAUGA
Molecule: messenger RNA, 3543 nt
Organism: Micropterus salmoides (largemouth bass)
Lineage: Eukaryota; Metazoa; Chordata; Actinopteri; Centrarchiformes; Centrarchidae
Product: kelch-like protein 9
Exons: 11
Coding region: 248-2317 (689 amino acids)
Biological process (GO): regulation of cytokinesis; protein ubiquitination
Cellular component (GO): Cul3-RING ubiquitin ligase complex
Molecular function (GO): cullin family protein binding; ubiquitin-protein transferase activity
Source: RefSeq, a predicted model, not a curated record